AUCAGGCAGUAGUAAGUGUGCCGGACGGGCCGUGGACAGGCGGCGGAACAGUGAACUAUCAGCGGUGUAAUUCGAGCGGGAGAUGGCAGCAUCGCGGCACUCCUUUUUUUAGCUGCGACUGGUAGGCGGUGCAGUUGGGUGCCGAACGACGAGCGAGCCAGCGAUCAGAUGCCGUGUGCGGAGGAGGUCUGACCGCUGUGUAUCCGCGCGAGAUCCACCGAUUUGACCCAACCUGCCUGGCACGAGUGGCCAGCGUGUGCAGCCGACGGCCACGAGGCAAGCCCGCCCGGGCGGCCCCUCCGUGCGGCCAGCGAGUCGGGCCAGCGGCCGAUCCGGGUCACUCUCGGCGGCACCGGAAGAGAAAGUCUUCGGGAUAGAGGUCACUCGAUAAGAUAAGCGCAUGGGAAAGUGGCGGCGGCCGCAGCAGCUGGCCGCACAGGCCGAUGCCUGGCUGAAGGAGCGCGCCGACGACGAUGGCCGGCCCGUCGACCCCGCCGCCGACGACGACGAGGAGUUCCAGUGCGGCCUCGGCCGGUGGGCGCCGAGCUGGAUGCAGGCUCUCGCCUCCAAGCAGGCCUUCCUCGUUGUCUUCUGCGUCACGUGGGUGCUGCAGGGCAUGUACUACACCUACUUCGUCUCGGUCAUCACCACCAUCGAGAAGCUCUUCCAGAUUCAGUCCAAGACCACCGGACUAAUCAUGAGCGCCACUGAGAUCGGACAGAUCGGCAGCUCCCUGCUGCUCACGUACUACGGCGGCCAGGGUCACCGACCUAAGUGGAUCGCUUGGGGCAUGGUGCUCUUCGCCGUCUCGUCGUUCAGCUGUGCCCUUCCGCACUUCAUUUUCGGCGAGCAGCUGCUGCGUUCGUCCUCGAACGCGAUUCCCUUCCAGAACACGACGCUGCCGUCGUCGGCGUUGGCGACGACGUCGGCGGCCAGCCAGCGGGCGCAACUGCUGCUGGCACCGCUGCCGCCCGAUUUGUGCCUGGCGCGCGACACCAACGUAACGUCGACGCCGUGGCUCGAAAAGGAGCGCGUCCUCUGUGAGUCUGAGGAGACGCGCGACUCGCAACGUCUGCACUCAAAGAUCACGGCCGUGGUGCUGGCCAUUCUUUUCGUCUCGCUGCUGGGCGUCGGCAUGGGCCAGACGGCCGUCUACACGCUUGGCAUCCCCUACAUCGACGACAACGUCGCCUCCAGAGAGUCCCCUCUCUACUUUGCCAUCACCAUCGGCGUGCGCAUCUUGGGCCCUGCGCUGGGCUUCAUCCUGGGCUCGUUUUGCACACGGCUUUACGCCGACCUGAGCGUCGACCCGCCCGUCACGCCAAACGACCCCAGAUGGGUAGGUGCCUGGUGGCUGGGACUGGUGCUCGUCGGUGCCCUCCUCAUGCUUGCGUCGGCCGCCAUGGCCAUGUUCCCGCGCCGCCUGCGUUCGGCGCGCCGCCCGCCACAGUCCGUUGCUGCCAUAUCGGGGCCGACUGCGCCCGCACAACCAGAACAGAGAAAAUACCCUAGCCUUAGAGAUUUUCCAAAAGCCGUGAAGCGGCUUCUACGCAACGAUAUCCUGAUGUUUCGCACAGCGAGUUCGGUAUUGCACAUUUUGCCCAUUGCCGGCCUCUACACCUUCCUGCCCAAGUACCUCGAGUCGCAGUUUCGGCUAGCGGCGCACACGGCCAACAUGGUUUCUGGGGUGGGCGGCAUUCUGGUGAUGGGUCUCGGGAUCAUCAUCAGUGGCGUCUUCAUCCUGCGCGUCAAGCCGAACGCGCGCCUCGUCGCGGCGUGGAUCGCGUUCACGGCCGUCGUCUAUGCCAUCGGCAUGGGCAUCCUCAUGUCCAUUGGCUGCCCGAUGGACGACUUUGCGGGGCUCGACCGCGCCAACGGCGUUUUCAUGCCCGAAUGUUCGACGUGUGACUGCAACCCGGACAAGUUCGGACCGGUGUGCGGCGCCGACGGCCGCACCUACUUCAGCGGCUGCCACGCCGGCUGCUCCAGCGUGAACAUGACGGACGGGAAAUUAACAGGGUUUGGGCAAUGCUCGUGCGUGCCGACUCUGGACAAUUCUACGAUGACAGAGGUGUCGAUCGGCUACUGCCCGCUGCAGUGCUCCAAUUUCGUUUGGUACAUAGUGCUCUUCUCGCUGUUCGUGUUCGUGCACUCGACCUCGGAGGUGGGCUCGAUGCUGCUCAUCCUGCGCUGCGUUGACCCGCGUGACAAGGCCAUGGCGCUCGGCCUCAUCCAAUUCGCCAUCGGCCUGUUCGGCAACGUGCCCUGCCCGAUCGUGUACGGCGCCGUCGUCGACUCAGCUUGUCUCGUGUGGGACACAGCGUGCGGCGAGCGUGGCGCCUGCUGGCUCUACGACGCUGACGUCUUUCGCGUCUUUUUCCACGGCACUACGGGUGGGAUCUUGCUGUGCGCCUUUUUGGUUGACCUGAUCGUUUGGUAUAAGGCGGGCAGCAUCUCGUUCGUGGAGGAGACCGGCGAAGAGGAGGCCGAGUCGUCGAACCACGAGGAACUGAGCCCGAUGGCGGCCGAGACCAGCGUCUAAGACUGCGAGUGCCAAUAAUUGAUAAUCUGUCUAUCUCUCACUUGUGAUACGCGGACUGACUCUGCUGUGUUUGUUGUUACUGCAUUUUAAGACAAGAGACGUGCUAACCACUCAAAAAAAUUAAAGCUCGCCUUGUGGGGCGUUAAAAAUUGGCUGGGAAGCACAACUGCAA
Molecule: messenger RNA, 2714 nt
Organism: Cloeon dipterum
Lineage: Eukaryota; Metazoa; Arthropoda; Insecta; Ephemeroptera; Baetidae
Gene: Oatp74D
Product: Organic anion transporting polypeptide 74D
Exons: 7
Coding region: 401-2542 (713 amino acids)
Biological process (GO): sodium-independent organic anion transport; transmembrane transport
Cellular component (GO): plasma membrane
Molecular function (GO): protein binding
Source: RefSeq, a predicted model, not a curated record